Messenger RNA from Trichoplusia ni (cabbage looper), 1902 nucleotides. RefSeq lists its product as uncharacterized. The transcript is spliced from 3 exons. Bases 1 to 1902 code for a protein of 633 amino acids. NCBI's taxonomy places the organism in Eukaryota, Metazoa, Arthropoda, Insecta, Lepidoptera, Noctuidae. The record is from RefSeq and is a predicted model, not a curated record.
AUGGCUGAGUUGAAAACAUUGACUAAGAAACGUAGUUCAAUUAAAUCAAAGGUCACCAUCUAUAGCAAUUAUUUAAACUUAGUUAAAAGUAGUUCCGCAGUAUCUGAGUUGCAGCGCUUAGACUUAGAAGAGCGUUUCAAUAAGUUCGAGGCCUUACACGCCGACUUUGAUGAUUUGCAGACACAAAUUGAGGUGCUUGCCGACGACGCCGAUUCCGCGUUUAAUGAGCGAGAGGACUUCGACCGCCAGUUCUUCAAUCUGGUGGCACUCACGCGCAGCUUGCUUGGCGUUUCGUCCAACGUUGCAGGAUCGGAAGCGGGCUUCAAAGAUGCUGACUCAGGUGCACACAAUUCAUUUAGAAAUGGUUUUGUUCGUUUGCCUAAAAUAGAUUUGCCUCAUUUCGAUGGGAACUACCAAUCCUGGCUUGAGUUUAGAGAUACGUUUGGGUCACUGAUUCACGAUAACAGAACAAUAAGUGAUAUUAACAAGUUCCACUACCUGCGAGCCUCACUACAAGGAAACGCAGCUUUAAUUAUUAAGAACUUAGAUUUUAAAGCAAGUCAUUAUAAUAUUGCGUGGAACCUGUUGUGUGAGCGGUACAAUAACAACCGCCUUCUUGUGAAUAACCAUUUGCAGGCUUUAUUUGAUGUAGGCUCAAUAAUAAAGGAGUCAAAUUUAAUGACUAGUCGUGAAUGGGAAGAACAUAGGAAUAAUAAUUUAAAAGAUGAUCCUACGUUAACAGAAUUUUGUACCUUUUUAGGCAAGAAAGCGGACUGGUUAGAAUCAGUGGAGUCUAACUGUAAUCUUUCAGCUGUCGUGAAGGUGACUGCCGUGACCGGUAAGCAGUACACUGCACGUCUUUUGCUGGACAACGGCAGCACGGCAAACUUUAUAACGGAGAAGUUAUCGGAGAAACUGGGUUUGUUACGACGCGGUACGAGUACCAAGGUAACGGGUAUUAAUAAUCUUGUAUCCACCAGUACACAGUCUUGCCACCUAUCAAUAGAGUCUUUAUGCUGUGCCUUCACUGUAGAUAUUGAUUGUCAUAUUAUACCUGAAAUUACAAAGGUACUCCCGUCUUCAUUCGUACACAUCAAGCAUGUCCCUAUUCCUUCAGGUCUUAAACUGGCAGACCCGAACUUUUAUGUUCCGUCGGUCGUCGACAUCCUGGUAGGGGCUGAAGUUUUCUGGAAUGUCUUAGGCAGCAACAGAAUAGACUUAGGGAAAAACUUACCUAAAUUAUGCGAGACUAAACUCGGAUGGCUUGUAUCUGGUAGUAUUUCGCAUCAAUCUAGUUCUAUUUCCCAUGCAUCUAAUAAUCUUUGCCAUCAUUCCCAUGUCACUCCCGACUUAACUCAAUUUUGGGAGCUUGACACCAUCUCAAGCAAACAUUCGCACUCUCUUGAAGAGAGAAUGUGUGAGCAACUUUUCGCGCAAACCACCGUCCGUAAUGACGAUGGUGCGUUUGUUGUUAAAAUGCCUUUAAAGGGCGAUCCAAGCUCUCUAGGACAAUCCUACGUAAAUGCUAGGAAUCGUUUUUUAUCUCUAGAGAAGCUGUUUAAGCGUGAUCCAUCCUUUCAAACCAAAUAUUAUAACUUUAUGCUAGAGUACGAGCGCUUAGGUCACAUGACAUUAGACGCCGACCGUACUUCCUCUGUCGAAUCACAAUCCGUGACAAAUUAUUUCAUUCCACAUCAUGGCGUCAUUCGGAAUUCCAGUACCACUACUCAACUACGCGUAGUCUUCGACGCAUCAGCUCCUACUAGUACGGGAGUGUCUCUUAACGACAUUCAGAUGGUCAGUCCGGUAGUGCAAGACGAUCUGUUUUCCAUUUUAACACGUUUUCGUCAGCAUAGAUACGUGGUAACAGGCGACGUAGAGAAAAUGUACAGAGCCAUCUAG